AUGUCUGGACGUGGUAAAGGCGGAAAGGGUUUGGGAAAGGGAGGAGCCAAGCGUCACAGGAAGAUUCUUCGAGACAACAUCCAGGGUAUCACGAAGCCUGCCAUUCGUCGUCUUGCGCGCCGUGGCGGCGUGAAGCGUAUCUCCGGUCUCAUCUACGAGGAGACCCGCGGCGUCCUCAAGAUCUUCUUGGAGAACGUCAUCAGGGAUUCCGUCACCUACACCGAGCACGCCAAGAGGAAAACCGUCACUGCCUUGGACGUGGUGUACGCCCUCAAGCGCUCAGGCCGUACCCUCUACGGUUUCGGUGCUUAA
This is a messenger RNA of Gloeophyllum trabeum ATCC 11539, 312 nucleotides long. RefSeq names its product histone-fold-containing protein. The transcript has 5 exons. Bases 1 to 312 code for a protein of 103 amino acids. Gene Ontology annotation, biological process: nucleosome assembly. Gene Ontology annotation, molecular function: DNA binding; protein heterodimerization activity; structural constituent of chromatin. The record is from RefSeq and is a predicted model, not a curated record. Gene Ontology annotation, cellular component: nucleosome. Lineage: Eukaryota; Fungi; Basidiomycota; Agaricomycetes; Gloeophyllales; Gloeophyllaceae.